CGGCUCCGUGAAAACUUAUGGCGCGCCUCUUCCUUCGGCGGGGCUUCUUUCGGGCUUUUCCGGAGGAGCCUGCCGAAGGCUGUGAGGCCAAAUCCUGCUCUUUUCUCAGGAGUGUCGGGAUUGGAAAAGUUACAGCUGGGGGAUGCUAAACUGUAGAUCUUGGCAGAGCGGGAGGGCUUGCAGCUUUGAUGGGGCCACGUCUAGGUUUAGUCCCGCCGACUUUAUUGGGAUUUACUCAACUCCCUGAAUCUUAAUUUAAUUUGCAACAUUUUAAGGUUAGAGCUUUCCCCCCUUUGUUGUUGUGUGUCUUCAAGUCCUUGAUGCUGGCCUUGAUCAUGGCUUGAUUGGCUGAAAGGGUCUUUGCCUCCCUAUGAAGCUGAGAGAGUGUGACCCUCGUGGGUUUUCUACUGCACUUUUCUUUUAUUGGGUUGCUGUGAGUUUUUCGGACUGUCUGGCCAUGUUCCAGAAGCAUGCUCUCCUGACGUUUCGUCCACAUCUAUGGCAGGCAUCCUCAGAGGUUGUGAGGUCUGUUGGAAACUAGGCAAGUGGGGUUUAUAUAUCUGUGGAAGGUCCAGGGUGGGAAAAAGAACUCUUGUCUGUUGGAGGCAAGUGUGAAUGUUGCAGAGGGCCACCUUGAUUAGCAUUGAAUAGUCUGUCAUCUUCAAAAGCUGGCUGCUUCCUGCCUGGGGGAAUCCUUUGUUAGCUGGCCCUGAUUGUUUCCUGUGUGGAAUUCCCCUGUUUUCUAAGUGUUGUUCUUUAUUUACUGUCCUGAUUUUAGAGUUUUUUAAAUACUGGUAGCCAGAUUUUGUUCAUAUUCAUGGCUUCCUCCUUUCUGUUGAAAAUGUCCACAUGUUUGUGGAUUCAGUGGCUUCUCUGUGUAGUUUUGGGUAUAUUACUAACAACCAAAAACUACAUUUAUCUGGCAUCCCCCAUGGGUACCAGUUACGGUAGCUGAGUUACAAUAACACUAUGUAAGAAAAGUUGAAUUUUUUUCUGUUCCUUGUUUGAAAGUGUUAUUUCCUUGUGCAAUCCUUACUUUGAUAGUACAGUGUUCCCUCACUACUUCGCGGUUCACUUUUCGCGGAUUUGCAAUUUUGCGGUUUUUUGAAUAAACUCUAUAAAAGACUAUUAUAAAUAAUAAAAAUAUAAUUUACAGCCUAAGGAAGGGAAGAAGGAGAAGCCAAAGGGAGAGAAAAGGAGCCCAAGCGGCAAUGGGAGGAGAAGAAGGCGAUUUAUCAACACACAAUUGGUUGAUAAAGACUUAAAAUAGUGUAUAACUACUAAAAUAAUGUAUAAAUAUUAAAAUAAAUAUAGUGUCCCUACUUCGCGGAUUUUCACUUAUUGCAGGUGGUCUUGGAACCUAACCCCAGUGAUAAGUGAGGGAACACUGUAAUUGUUAUACUCUAGAAACUUUUUUUGUGGAUGCCACAAACUAUGUUGAAUUGGUUGAGACUGAGAUUUUCAUUGAAAAACUAUAGGAAAAUGUGCUGCAGGAUGUCCCGCAAAAACAAAUAUUUUGGCGUUUAAUUAACCUUUUCCAUAUUUUUAUGAUAAAACCAAUUAGGAAAUGACAUUAAUAAGCUGAGAACAAAAAUUGUGUUAUAUAGUGUAAUUAUAAACGGCAGAGUUUCCGUAUUGAAGAUUUUGAAGGCUGCCUAGAGAGAUUAAAACCAUAGCCCUGUGCUGUAUCUAAAAGUCUGUCCAAAGGAAAGCAAACAUGAAGUAUCUCGCCUGUUAGAGGAUAACUGGGAUGAGAUGAGAGGAUCACGAUCCAUACCACAAUCGUGGUUUGAGGUGUAAAUAACAAGGAGAAUGGCUCAUCUUCUGGCACAGAAAUUGGGGGCAUUAUCUUCUAUCCAGAGGAAGUAGAAUUGAUGCGGAUCCUCUGCAGUUAUGGGAACUGCCUCCUCCUUAGUAAGCCCUGUAGGCACAGUUGGUGAGGUGAUCGAGGACACCUAUGAAGGCGGUGGCGGCGAGGCCUGCGAGAUCCCUGUGGAGGUGAAGCCCAAGGCUCGCCUCCUGCGCAGCUCCUUCCGACGCGUGGGGACGUCACGGCCCGGAGGCCUGAUCGGAGCCAGCUUCAAGUCCACGGCCUCAGUCCAAGAACUUGAGUGCAUGGCUGAGUACGAGCGCCUGAGGAAGGAGUACGAGAUCUUCCGCAUCAGCAAGAACAACGAGGUGGCCUCCAUGAUGAAGAAGGAGGCCAAGUUGGACAAGGAGAACAAGCGCUUGCGAGCAGAGCUGCAGGCACUCCAGAAAACAUAUCAAAAAAUACUUAGAGAGAAAGAAAGUGCUCUCGAAGCCAAGUAUCAAGCCAUGGAGAGAGCUGCUACAUUCGAACACGAUCGAGACAAAGUCAAAAGACAGUUCAAGAUUUUUAGGGAAACUAAGGAAAAUGAAAUCCAGGAUUUACUGAGGGCCAAGCGAGAGCUGGAAGCAAAAUUGCAGAGGCUGCAAGCUCAAGGCAUCCAGGUAUUUGAUCCUGAAGAGUCCGAUUCAGAUGACAGCUGCACAGAGGUUACUGCCGCUGGCGCUCAGACUGAAUACUGGACAGGCGGAGCAUUGGGGAGCGAACCAUCCAUGGGCAGCAUGAUGCAGCUCCAGCAGUCUUUUCGGGGCCCAGAGUUUGCACACAGUUCCAUUGAUGUGGAAGGGCCAUUUGCAAAUGUCAACAGGGAUGAUUGGGAUACAGCUGUUGCCAGUUUGUUGCAGGUAACGCCAUUGUUUUCCCACUCUUUGUGGAGUAACACAGUAAGGAUAUAUCUCAUCAACACAGAGGAAACUCAUCCAGAAGUGGACAUUUUCAUACAGAAAUAUUCGCCAAAACUUCGGAAAUAUUGUGAGACAAUGGAAUACUUCUUCCAAGUUGUCCAUUUUGCAGUGGAAACGGACAGUCCUUUCCAAGCCGUUAGGAAAUGGGAAAUUGAGAAGAGUUCUUUAGCCAUUUUAUUUCUACAUCUCAGUUUGCCUAGCUGUCUCAUGGAUGAGUGUGAAGAAGCCUUUUUGAAGAACCCCGAAGGGAAACCUCGGCUUAUUUACCGCCGGCUGGAAGAAGGCCAAGUCAGUUCAGAUGCCGUAGAGCAGUUAGUUGAGCAGGUUCAAAUUGUGAACAAAGCCAAGAUUAUCAACCAUACAGGAGGAUUAGAGGAAGGAGCCUAUGAAGUCUAUAAUUAUGUUGAAAAAACCAUAAAACAGGAUAUAUUAGGCUGUGAAAUUACACAGCUAGAAAAGAAAGACAUAACCGAUAAUAGUGACUCUUCUAUUCUUGAAGAGGAGGUUUUUGGAGAUGUCCUGUGGGAUGCUCAUGACGAACAAGAACAGAUGGAGGCUUUCCAGCAGGCUUCCAAUUCUUCUUGUGAGCUAGGAUUCGAGAAGUAUUAUGAACGACUAAAUGACUUAGUCGCAGCCCCAGCACCAAUCCCCCCACUUCUUGUCUCUGGAGGACCAGGAUCUGGGAAAUCUCUCCUUCUGUCUAAAUGGAUUCAGUUGCAACAGAAGCAUUCACCAAAUACACUCAUUUUAUAUCAUUUUGUUGGGAGACCCAUGUCGAGCAGUUCAGAGCCUUCACUGAUCCUCAGACGUCUCACUUUAAAGCUUAUGCAACAUUCCUGGUCAGUCUCUCCUUUGACUCUGGAUCCCACAAAGCUAUUGGAAGAAUUUCCUCAUUGGUUGGAGAAACUUUCUGCUCAUCACCAAGGGGGUGUUAUUAUCAUAAUUGACUCUAUUGAUCGGAUCCAGCAAGCUGAAAAGCACAUGAAGUGGUUGAUCGAUCCUCUGCCAGUGAACGUAAGAGUUAUAGUAUCCGUGAAUGUCGAAACUUGUCCGCAAGCAUGGAGACUAUGGCCCACCCUUCAUCUUGAUCCAUUAAAUGCUGAGGAUGUGAAAUCUCUCAUUAAUGAAGAGUGCAGUUCUGCAGAUCUCAAACUGACUAAAGAACAGGAAAAGAAGCUGGAGAAACACAGUCAUUCUACUACAACGUGCAAUGCUUUAUAUGCCAAGCUUUUGGGCAGAAUGGUGGCUAGUGCUGGAAGCAUCGAAAAUAGUGAUGUGAUUCUUCAAAACUGUCUCCGCUGCCAAGAUACGGUGUCACUGUACAAGCUGGUUCUGAGAUCAGUUGAAGAAUCUUUGAAAAGUGAUAAAGACAAAGACCUAAUGAAAGAGGUUCUUUGCCUCAUUAGUGUCAGUCACAAUGGAAUCAGUGAAUCAGAACUGACAGAACUGUGUCCUGAACUGUCUUGGGAAUUGUUGGCCUCCUUAGUUUACAACUUACACAAGACGUGUUUUUUGACCUAUGGCUGUGGCUUGCUAAAAUUUCGGCACCUCCAGGCUUUGGAAACUGUGAAGCUGGAAUACAUGGAAGAACAGAACACUUUGGCUGCUUAUCGAAAAAAACUGAUUGCAUACUUCAGCAUGCAAUUAAGUGAAGAGAGAGUGACUUGGCGGAGUGCAGAUGAACUCCCCUGGUUGUUCCAGCAACAAGGUGACAAGCAGAAGUUACACAAAUGCCUCCUGAAUCUCUUUGUAUCUCAAAACUUGUAUAAAAGGGGCCAUUUUGCAGAACUAUUGAGCUACUGGCAGCUCCUUGGCAAAGACAAGAGCUCUAUGGCAGCAGAAUAUUUCAGUUCUCUGAAGCUCUAUGAGAAAAGCUGCGAGGGAGAGGAAAGCAUGAUCACAUUGGCUGAUCUCUAUGAGACUCUGGGGCGAUUUCUUAAAGAUCUAGGUCUUCUCAGUCAGUCUAUUGCUCCCCUGCAACGCUCCCUGGAGAUCCGAGAGACUGCCCUCGAUCCAGAUCAUCCCAGAGUAGCCCAGUCCCUCCAUCAGUUAGCAGGCGUUUACAUGCAGUGGAAGAAGUUUGGCAAUGCUGAGCAGUUGUACAAGCAGGCCCUUGAAAUCUCUGAAAGUGCUUACGGGACUGAACAUCUCAGGGUUGCUCGGGAACUGGAUGCUCUCGCCACGCUGUAUCAAAAGCAAAACAAAUAUGAACAAGCUGAACAUCUGAGGAAAAAAUCAUUCAGAAUUCAGCAAAAAGCUGCUAGGAGGAAAGGCAGCCUGUAUGGAUUUGCACUUCUUCGCCAACGAACCCUUCAGCUGGAGGAAUUGACUUUGGGUAAAGAUACCUCUGAUAAUGCUAGGACACUUAAUGAGCUUGGAGUCCUCUACUACCUGCAAAAUAAUCUUGAGACAGCAGAGCUUUUUCUGAAACGUUCUCUGGAAAUGAGAGAACGAGUUCUUGGGCCUGAGCAUCCAGACUGUGCCCAGUCUUUGAACAACCUGGCAGCUCUCAACAAUGAGAAGAAGAAUUAUGAGAAGGCAGAGGAGCUGUAUGAGAGGGCCCUGAAUAUCAGGAGGCAAGCAUUAGCGCCUGACCACCCUUCCUUAGCAUACACCGUUAAACACCUGGCUGUACUCUACAAGAAGUUGGGAAAGCUUGACAAAGCUGUGCCCCUGUAUGAGCUGGCUGUUGAAAUCAGGCAGAAAUCCUUUGGUCCGAAGCACCCGAGUGUGGCUACUGCUUUGGUGAAUCUGGCAGUUCUUUGUUGUCAAAUGAAAAAACACUCUGAAGCCUUGCCUCUUUAUGAACGGGCUCUAAAAAUUUAUGAAGACAGCUUUGGGCGUAUGCAUCCUCGAGUAGGAGAAACGUUAAAGAAUUUGGCUGUGCUGAGCUAUGAAGGAGGGGAUUUUGAGAAGGCUGCAGAGCUGUAUAAGAGAGCCAUGGAAAUCAAAGAAGCAGAGACUUUGUUGAUGGGCGGAAAUGCAGCUUCCCGUCACUCGUCAAGUGGAGAUACUCUCAGUUUGAAAAGUGCAUUAUCUCCCAAUGUGCUCCUGCAGAAUGCUCGAAGGUGAUGCGCACACAGGCCAAGAAGCAAUUGCCUCUCCAGCACCAAGAGAAUCGAGAGUUUCUUCCCUUUUCUCUUUUGCUGCAGCCCUCCAUGGCAGCAAAAUACACUCUGAAGGAUCUCCCUGUCCCCUCUCCCAAGAGCAAUUUUAGUUCCAAGGUGAUUGCAGACUGGAUGAGUGAUGCCUUGUACCAAUCCAACUAAGCGCACUAUUGGAUCCUGGCCAGAAAAUACGUUAAAAUGUCAGUCUUUUAAAUGCUGUAAUUAAGUGUCAAAGUAUUAAAGUGGUAAAUGGUGGACACUAUAUUGAGAAAUAGUGGAACAGAACACGUGUUUAGAACACUAACCCACUUCAAGACACAAACAUUAAACCAUUUUCAGUGUUGCAAAAUACUGUGGGGAUUUAUCCAAACAGUUUAAAAAGUAGUGUUAUUUACGAUAUCCAAAACUUCAAUAUAUUAUGAGGGUUUAGGUCCCAUUUAUUUCAAGACUUGAGUUGUUAGGCACUUGUUUACCGAUUUCUAUUCUUUAGACUUUACUGAACCUUUAUUAAGGUUAGUAUGUAUUUGCACUGUAGGAAAACUAUGGUAAACUUCUACCUCUUUCAGGCAGAUUUUGAAUUAGGAGUACUAUUUUUAAGAUAAAGAAUGUGUGGACAUCACUUCGUGAUGACUGGGCUUUCAAGAAUAUUUUAAGUGUAUGAUAGUUUGUAAAGGAAAUUCCAUUAAGGGUUUUUAUACUGAGCACAUUUCACAUUCUUCUCUCCACAUGUGAACAGUUUGUAUAUGCAAUCAUUAAGUUCAGGCUUUUAUUUCAGUGAGAUUAAUAUCCUUUGAUUACUCUUUUAGUCAAAUUUAAUUCUAUUAACAUUUGUAUGAGUGGAAUUGCCAAGGUCUAUUACUGAAAGAAUUAGAGGUAUCGUGAAGGAAUUCUUCACAAAUAUGAAGUUAGUAUAAUUUUGUAAAAAAAAAAGUGGAAUGGAAAAUUGUUCUUUAAAAAACCCCACCUGCUUACAUAUAACAUUAAAUGGUGGCUGGAUAUUGCUCAAAUGAGACAAAGGCUCAUUUAUUCCGCCCUUUGUUUUGAAUUGUGGCAGUGCAUUAGAUCAAGCCUGCAUAGUGAUAAGAAGAAAUGGAUCUACAGAAAAGGGCCUUUUGAAACAAGAAAACUUUGAACUGAUUUAUCAGGCUCUUAAUAAACCAUAAUUAAGGUUGACUGCUUUUUAGCAAGUCAUCCAAUCUGUGUAUUUAAAAAAAAAAAAAAAGCAAACACUUCCAAUGCUUAUAGUGUUAUACAUGAGUGAGUCUUAUUCCAGUUAAUACUAAUCUUGAAGUCUUUUAUAGAUCAGCAGCAAAUAGGUGAAAAAUAGAUGCUGAUUUCUUCUGUGUUGACUGCUGGUUGUUGUAUCAACUUGACCAUGCAAGUUAAAUCUUUUUGAGAUUUAAAAGCAAUAUAGGAAGUCGCCACCAAUGUUACUUUCUUUGCAGAUAUAUUAUAUGUCAAAUAAAUUACUUUGCAAUAA
This is a messenger RNA of Anolis carolinensis (green anole), 7359 nucleotides long. It is a transcript of the gene nphp3, whose product is annotated as nephrocystin 3. NCBI's taxonomy places the organism in Eukaryota, Metazoa, Chordata, Lepidosauria, Squamata, Anolidae. Gene Ontology annotation, molecular function: protein binding. Gene Ontology annotation, biological process: convergent extension; kidney development; determination of left/right symmetry. The transcript has 29 exons. The coding region runs from base 1894 to 5844 and encodes 1316 amino acids. The record is from RefSeq and is a predicted model, not a curated record.